GCAUUUCUACCAGUGAAUUCUUCAUUAAAUGUGACACCAACAUCAUCAUUAAAUGUGACAAAUACGACAAUGGGUGAAUUAUGCAGUGUGUCUGGUGAUCCUGUUAAAGAUAUUUUGCAGCAGAUUUUUGGGCACCAAUCGUUUCGAAAGGGGCAAGAAGAAGCCAUAACAACAAUAAUGAAAGGAUUAGAUACUCUCCUUGUUAUGCCUACUGGUGGAGGUAAAACAUUAUGUUAUGCAAUUCCUGCUGUAAUAUCGAAAGGGAUCACCAUAGUCGUAACCCCAUUAUUGGCUUUAAUGGAUGACCAAGUAAAGAGGUUAAAGCAAAAAAUGUCUGUUUGCUACAUUAACUCAAUGAUGCCAGAAGAUGAGAAAGAUAUUGUUCUUCACUGUCUUUCUCAAAAGGAUAUCCCCUAUGAUAUACUGUUCAUUACUCCUGAAGCAUUGCUUGCCCCUCAACUUCAAGCAAUUGUAAAGAGAAUGUCAGAGGCAGGAACAUUAUCAAGAAUUGUUGUGGAUGAAGCCCAUUGUGUGGACACAUGGGGGAAUGACUUCAGACCAAGUUAUUCAAACCUUUCUAUUUUUAAAGAACAUAAUGUUCAAAUAGUUGCAUUUACUGGAACUGCAACUGAA
Paramuricea clavata is the source of this 633-nucleotide messenger RNA. NCBI's taxonomy places the organism in Eukaryota, Metazoa, Cnidaria, Anthozoa, Malacalcyonacea, Plexauridae. The record is from the annotation of a GenBank genome assembly.